This is a messenger RNA of Nerophis ophidion (straightnose pipefish), 439 nucleotides long. Its product is annotated as retinal guanylyl cyclase 1-like. NCBI's taxonomy places the organism in Eukaryota, Metazoa, Chordata, Actinopteri, Syngnathiformes, Syngnathidae. Bases 32 to 358 code for a protein of 108 amino acids. The transcript is spliced from 4 exons. The record is from RefSeq and is a predicted model, not a curated record. Gene Ontology annotation, molecular function: peptide receptor activity; guanylate cyclase activity. Gene Ontology annotation, biological process: cGMP biosynthetic process; intracellular signal transduction; receptor guanylyl cyclase signaling pathway.
UCCAGUUGUGGCAGGUGUGGUGGGUCUCACAAUGCCCAGGUACUGUCUGUUUGGAGACACUGUGACUACAGCUUCUCAUAUGGAAGCCAGCGGACUUCCCUACAGAAUCCACAUCAGUCUGAGUACGAUGAAGGUCCUGACAAGUCUCAAACUGGGUUACCACAUAGAGACCAGAAAAGCUACGGUGAAAGGUUCAGAGGACACCUACUGGCUGAUGGGACGAGACGACUUCAAUAAAGUUCUCCCUGUCCCUCCAGACCUCAAGGGCGGGGCCAGUAACCAUGGUAUCAGCCUUGAUGAAAUCCCAGUUGAAAGAAGGCAGAAGUUUCUGGACCGACAGCAGAAGACAAAGAAAUAGAUGUUGCCAAUGGACACCCACACAAGCACACUACCUCCAAGUUUAUGAUGUGAACAUUAAAACAAAAAUAAUCCAUGUAAA